GGCCCGGGACGCCGAGUGGGUUGCUUGCAUCGGGACUGAAGGGACUUUUUAAUAUUGGAGAGGGAGGAUAGUAAUGAUGAGACGGAAGAUGUUUCACUUUUUGAUGAAAGAGAAGAUGAAAUGUCUAGAAAGCCCAAGAAAUCAAAAAUAAGACAUCCUAUAGCCUCCUUUUUCCACUUGUUCUUCCGUGUCAGUGCAAUAAUUGUCUACUUACUUUGUGAAUUGUUAAGCAACAGCUAUAUUGCCUGUAUGGUGACAAUCAUCUUACUUCUAUCGUGUGACUUUUGGGCAGUGAAGAAUGUCACAGGAAGGUUGAUGGUUGGCCUCCGAUGGUGGAAUCAGGUUGAUGAUGAUGGCAAAAGUCACUGGGUGUUUGAAGCCAGGAAGGCAUCUGCUCAUAGGAGGAAAGCUAUUUCAGAAGCAGAGUCCAGAAUCUUCUGGCUAGGAUUAAUCACGUGUCCUUUACUCUGGGUGAUUUUUGCCUUCACUGCCCUGUUUUCUUUCAAAGUUAAGUGGCUGGCAGUGGUAAUUAUGGGUGUAGCAUUGCAAGGAGCUAAUCUUUAUGGCUAUAUUCGGUGCAAAGUGGGUAGCAGGAAGAACCUGACCAGCGCAGCAACUUUCUACUUGGGAAGGCAGUUCCUGCGGCAGACCACGCCCAAGGACGACCAAACUGUAUCUUGAGCUUCAUGAAGAAACACUACCUGCCAUUUCCAGUCUUUAAGGAGAAUGGGGCGGGGGGGGGGUGUGAACACUAUUUCUUGGGCUCUGUACAGGAAAUUUAUAAUUGUGUAUGGCUUUUUGUAAUUAAAUAUCUCAUAGAAGUGUUAAUUGUUACCAUUUCUUACAACGUAGAUUUUACAGAGCUCUUCUUAACUCAACUGACUGCUGGACUCUUUAAUUAAUUAAAUAAUUAAUUCUCCACUUAGAAGUAGGUUAAAAAAAUAGUGAUGACAUCUGUGACUAUUUAUAACGUUGCAUUCCGGAAAUAGCCUAAACUGUCCCCAAGAACUUUGAAGUCAAAUAUUUUUGCUGUUUCAAAACCAGCUUGUUCAAGAAGUCUCAUGAUGAGGACUUGAGCAACCUUUCCUCACAUGAGAACUAUGGAAUAUAACCUUUAAUACACGAUUUAAUGUCUACAUUAUUGCAAGAUCAGGUAUUUUUAAGCAGGUAUUUUAGAUCUGAAUUAGAUAAUUUGGACAAUUGGAUAAUUUCAGCUAAAGAUCAGGAAUUGAGAGGAAGAACUAAGGGUUCCAGUUUCACAAUCAGAAUGGAAAAAUACUGAUGCCUGUUGAUUGGCAAAAAUUAACUUUCUUGUUUGGUUUUGAUCUGAGCCUUCUUGGUUAUUGAGAUUUCCCGAGAAGCAAGGGCAAGUUCUGUUCAGCUUACUAUCUGAGUAAAAGAGAAUUCUCAGGCUACAACUAUGGUAGCCUACAAGGAUAUAGAUCUCAAUUCAUAGCAUCCUAUAGAGAGAAGAAGGAUUUGAGUAUGCUCCUUUGUGCCACUUAACAAGUUACUGAUAAUUAUAGAACAACUCUUCUGAAAUUGCUAGUAUCAAUUCAUAAUGAACCCAAACAAGCAACUUCAGAACUGGUGAAAUAAGAGAUUGAGCUAUUUAGGGGGCUCAUGUUACUAGAAAAAUCAGGCCAGGUAAUCCACUGGAAUGAUUUAAGUCAGGCGUACCCAAUUCCCGGGUCGUGGUCCACUACUGGGCCAUGAACUAUUUGGAACCAGGCUGUGUGAGCAGUGGGCUGGCAUGCCUGCAUGUGGGUGCAGCUUGAGUUGUGCAAGUGGUGGGCCAGCGCAUGUGCACAUGUGUGCGCAGCUCGACUUGCGCAAAUCAAGCUGCAUGAACAUGUGCAUUGGCCUACCACUUUGGUGGACAGUUCCCCUCUUCCCCCCUCCAGCCAGGCCACCAAGCUGCAAAAGUUGGGGACUACUGAUUUAGCCCAUCUGCAAAUAUAUCUUUACAAGUGUAAGCAAAGCUUCAGUGAAUUUAGAUGCUACUAAGAAUGUGGUAGAUUUCUACAAACUGUCCUGCUUUGAAUAGAGAGUUCUAUGCACAGGGCCUAGCUUGUCACAAGCACUGUGUUGCUUUUCAAAAAUCAGAAAGUUUAUUGAGUUACUACUGUUUACUGGAUGGACAUCCAAUUCUUCAUUUCAAACAUGAUCAAUUUGUAUAUUUCUCAAGAUGCUUAAACAGGAGUUAAAGUUGUGUUACAGUUACUGUUCAGAUAGUUUAUAAGUUAAGCUUAGGAAAGAAGUAUUGAUUAUAAGCAAACUUAAUGUAAGCCUAAUGGUGAUUUAUUGUUCAUUUUUAAAAGGAAAAGCAGUUGGCAAGUUUCUAUAUGAAUGGUGAUAGUUAAUGUUCAUAUUUGGAUAUGAAAAGUGAAGGUUCUUGGAAUACAGAAAUAAUGUAUUUAAAAUCUCUUGUUUUGCAUCGUGCAUGUUUGUGGACCUUUCAAAUUAACCUGUUUUUCAAAGAAAUAUAUUUUUUUAAAGCUG
This is a messenger RNA of Thamnophis sirtalis, 2502 nucleotides long. It is a transcript of the gene TVP23C, whose product is annotated as trans-golgi network vesicle protein 23 homolog C. Gene Ontology annotation, biological process: vesicle-mediated transport; protein secretion. Lineage: Eukaryota; Metazoa; Chordata; Lepidosauria; Squamata; Natricidae. Gene Ontology annotation, cellular component: Golgi membrane. The record is from RefSeq and is a predicted model, not a curated record.